Molecule: messenger RNA, 2217 nt
Organism: Hypanus sabinus (Atlantic stingray)
Lineage: Eukaryota; Metazoa; Chordata; Chondrichthyes; Myliobatiformes; Dasyatidae
Product: zinc-binding protein A33-like
Exons: 6
Coding region: 118-1545 (475 amino acids)
Molecular function (GO): protein binding; zinc ion binding
Source: RefSeq, a predicted model, not a curated record
CUCUCCUCCAGCGACAUUAGUCCAUUUAAUUUUCAUAUCCCGAGUGCUACAGUGGAUGCUCGAGGUAUUGCAGUAGUUCUGCAAUUCUCCGAAAGCGGAAGAGUUUUGGACGAGGAAAUGCCAGAGUUAAUAAUGGCUUCGAAACACCAAGUUGAGAGUUUGACCGAGGAGUUAAUUUGUCCUGUCUGUCGCGAUGUAUUCGAUGAUCCGGUGUCACUGGACUGUGGGCACAACUUCUGCCGCUCCUGUAUCACACGGUUAGGGAAGGAGAAGAGAAAUUACUGCCCGCAAUGUAGAGAGGUGUUGAGCGAUCGCUCUCUGAGAGUAAAUCGGGCAUUGGCAAAUCUGGUUGAGAAGGCUCAGAAAUUAAACAUGAAUCUGAAAGAGAAGGGAAGGAAAUCUCUCUGCCGAGAACACGACGAAGAAUUUAAGCUGUUUUGUGAAACGGACGGGAAAGUCAUCUGUCUGAUUUGUGCAACAGCGCGCGAACACAAGUCUCACAAUAUCAUGCCGCUUAAAGAAGCGGUGGAAAUCGUCAAGCAUCAAGUUAAGUCUUCCAUAAAUUCUCUCACAAAAAAGAAAUCAGUGAUCGAGGAAAUGCAUCAAGAACAAAAACUCAAGAUUUCUGGAGUCGAGGUACAGAGGCGCAGCCUGGAGUCCUACAUCAAGUCGGAAUUCGCCAGAAUGCACCAGAUUCUCGAGCAGAAACAGCAGCGCAUUCUCGGAGAACUCGAGGAAGAAGCGCGGAAGAUUUUAAAUAAAAUGGAGAAAAAUCUUUGGGAGAUUGAAGAUUAUUUAAAUUCUGUAGCGCAUGAACUCUCAACAUUACAGAAACAGGUUGAUCAAGGAGAUGACGUGAUAUGCCUGAGGGAGAAAGAUAACUGGAAGAGGAGGAUCAGUGAGGAGGACUAUACAUUAUCAGUGGCAGAUGGUGGUGUCCUAUCGGUUGCAAAAUUCGAUCACCCCUUUUUGGGGAACACAGCAUUGGGUGAAACAUUGGAUGUCAUUAAGCGAGUCUCCGUGACCCUGGAUGUGGAAACGGCACAUCCAGAGCUCGAGGUGUCUGAAGAUCUCAAAGGACUGAGGCGGAACCCAGUGCUGAAGAUUUUCGAUAAAAACAGGAAGAGGUUCACGGUCUGGGGUUGUGUGCUGGGAUCGGAGGGAUUCACCUCGGGGAGACACUACUGGGAAGUGCAGGUGGUGAAGAAUCUGGGCUGGAGACUGGGAAUCGCCACGGAGUCUGUGGAGAGGAAGAAGGACAUCAAACUGACACCGGACUCCGGACUCUGGACCAUCGAGCUGGUUGAUGACGUGAUUCACGUCAACAAUCUCACUCGAUCACGUUGCCUUGCCGGUGUCCUCCCCAGGAGGGUGGGAGUUUAUCUCAGUUACGAGUUGGGAAGAGUUUCAUUUUACGAUGCGGAGACCAAGUUCCAUAUCCACACCUUCACCGGGAAUAAAUUCACGGAGAAGCUCUAUCCUUUCUUCUGGACUUGGGAUGGAAACUGGCUGAGAAUCUGCUCCAGUUCCAAACCAGGUCUGUAAACGGGUCGGGUCCCGGGGCCGGUGUCAGCAGUAUGUCAGUGUAAAUAUAAAUGUGCGGAGAGUGAAAUAAAUGCGAUACGAGCCUGGCGACCCCCCUGGGAUGAUUGCUUCUUUCCAGUCACCUGGAUCCCGUCUGCCUGCCAGUCCCAUCCCUGGAGGGGGGAGUGUAUCUCACUUGAGAGGUCAGGACCAUUUCGUUUUACACCGUGGAGACCCAGCCUCAUCUCCUCACGUUCGCGGAGAAUCCCAGUCCUUUCUUUUGGACUUGGGAUGGAGACUGGCUGAGAAUCUGCUGCGGUCGUGCUCCGUGUUCCGGGUUUGGAAGUGGUCCCAGAACCGGCGUCCAGAGCAGACCCGAGUGGGUGGGGGGCUGAACCCCUGCUGAUAACAGGUUGACACUGAGUGGGUCUCAUGUCAACUCCCAGACUCCACAAAGUAAACCCCAAUGGGCCUGGACGAAGCCAGUGUACAGUGGAAAGUGAGAAAUGGAAGUCAAUGGGACUUUGCAGAGUAACCAGACCAGACGGAUCGAAGGACACUAUGACAUUCACUCUAUGAAAGUACUGAGAUGUGCUCUGGCAUCCCUGGUUUUAAUACAUUGUCUGUUUCCAUAAUGGUAAUGAAAUAUUUCUGUGAAUUUAUGAAUAUAUUUUAGUUCACAAAUAAACACUA